This is a messenger RNA of Rotaria sordida, 2316 nucleotides long. Lineage: Eukaryota; Metazoa; Rotifera; Eurotatoria; Philodinida; Philodinidae. The record is from the annotation of a GenBank genome assembly.
AUGAUACGUUCUUUAUUAUUGUGUUUUGUGGGUUUAUUAGCAUUGCAUCAAUCGAAUGCAAUUGCUAAUGAUAUCAUAUGGCCGAAACCGAUUGUUUCUCCAGCAUCUACGUCAAAAGCUGUUUCUGAUUUAAUAUCACGAGUGCUCGAUGAUGCUCUAUCUGCUAGUUUUUUUCAAAUUUCAAUCAAAGCCAAUUUAUCUGUCAAUGGCAAAGAUGUCUUUGAACUAUCUAAUGGAUCAACACCAGGUUCAAUACUAAUUUCAGCAUCAACAGGUGUUGCUGCUGCUUGGGCUUUUAAUUAUUAUUUGAAAUAUAUAGCAGAUAGUUCAUUUUAUUGGUCCGGAAAAAAUAUUCGAAUAUCUAAUAGAACAUUAUUUCCAAUAAGUAAACCUAUUCGAAUUGUUGCUAAUGAUUUGUAUCGUUGGUAUGGAAAUCCAUGUACAUUUAGUUACUCAGCUGUCUUUUGGAAUUUUUCAAGAUGGGAAAAAGAAAUCGAUUGGAUGGCUAUGAAUGGUAUUAAUUUAGUCUAUGCAACAACUGGAAUGGAAUAUAUAUAUAAUAAAGUAUUUCUUCGAAUGGGUUUUCCACAAUCAGAACUUGAUGAUUAUUUUACUGGUCCUGCAUUUUUAGCUUGGUUUCGUAUGGGCAAUCUUCAAAAACAUGCUGGUCCUUUGUCAAACAGUUGGCAUCAAUCACAAUUUCAACUUGCUAAACAGAUUAUUCAACGAAUGACAGAUAUUGGAAUGAUACCAGUUUUACCUACUUUUACUGGUUUUAUGCCUCGAACAGCACCAUCACGUUUUCCUUCAGCAAAAUUUUAUUAUUCGUCAGAUUGGGUUGGUUUUGGUUGCAAUGAAUCUUGUUUACCAUAUCUUGAUCCUACUGAUCCAUUUUUUCAAAAAGUUGGAGUCGAAUUAUUGAACGAAACAAUAACAUUACUCAAUUUAACUUCUCAUUAUUAUGCUUGCGAUCUAUUCAAUGAAAUGACACCACCGAUUAGUGAUCUUGAAUAUUUGGCUGAUGUUAAUGCAGGUAUUAUUCAAGUUAUGCAAACAGUUGAUCCAAAUGCUAUUUGGGUAAUGCAAGCUUGGUUAUUUCUAUCCAAUUUUUGGACAGCUGAUCGAGUCAAAAGUUAUCUUAGUAAAGUUCCAAUAGGUCAUUUAAUUCUAUUGGAUCUAUUUUCUGAAGCUAUUCCACAAUAUUCACGUUUUGAAUCGUUUUAUGGACAUUAUUAUAUAUGGAAUAUGUUACAUGAUUUUGGUGGAAAUAAUUUUCUAUUUGGUUCACUUGUUAAUGUUACUAAUGGUCCACAAGCAGCACGAAAUUUUUCCGGUGAUCAUAUGAUUGGAGUUGGUAUAACAAUGGAAGGUAUUAAUCAAAAUGAAAUCAUGUAUGAAUUUGCUCUUGAACAAUCAUGGCGUAGUCCAUUAAAUGAAAUCGAAUUAAACGAUUGGCUCGUUGGUUUUGUUAUGCGUCGAUAUAUAGGUGAUCCUCAAGUACCUAGUUCAGCAUUAUAUGCAUGGCAAUUAUUAGGAAAUUCUGUUUAUCAAAAAAAUCUUUACGGUGAUCGUUCAAUUAUGUUAAGUAGACCGGGACUUUAUAGAGAACAAGAUAUCAAUUUUGAUAUAAAAUCUUUAUUGUUAGCAUGGGAGUUAUUAGUUGAUGCAUCAAAUGAAAUUGAUUCAGAUUUAUUUCGAUAUGAUUUAGUUGAUAUAACUAAAGAAGUUCUUCAAUAUAAAUUUCUUAGUGUUUAUACUCAAUUUAUGUCAGCUUAUAAUCAAAGUGAUCUUUAUGGUGUUAGUACUCAAGCGGCUAUUCUUGUUGAUAUACUAUCAGAUACUGAAUUAGUAUUAGCUUCUGAUCGUCGGUUUUUAUUAGGAAAUUGGAUUCGAGAUGCAUUACAAUUUGCAAAAACUGAAGAAAGUAUUCAUUUUUAUAAUUUUAAUGCCAAACUUCAAGUAUCAAUUUGGGGAAACAAUUAUACAUUAGAUUUGUAUGAUUAUGCAAAUAAAUUUUGGUCAGGAAUGAUUCAAAAUUAUUAUGCUCAACGAUGGUAUGUUUUCUUUGAUGUUGUUAUUCAAAGUCUUAUUCAAGGUCAUCCAAUAGAUUCAAAUCUUUUAGGUGAACGUCUAUUUCUUGAAGCUGAAUUACCAUUUUUUAUGUUAGAUAUCAAAAAUUAUCCAACUAAUACACAAGGUGAUUCAAUUAUGAUUGUUCAUCAGUUAUUUAAUAAAUAUCAUUUAUCUUUUAAUGAUAUUUAUUUCAAAGAAAAAUCUACAAGAAAAACAUUUUCUUUUAAAUAUCAUUUCGAUUAA